CUCCUGAGGGCCGGGAAGGCCUCUUGCAGCCGUGUGGAUGAAGUCUGGCCUAACCUUUUCAUAGGAGAUGCCGAAGGUCUUGGUGCACUGCGUGGUGGGUGUGAGCCGCUCUGCCACACUGGUCCUGGCCUACCUCAUGCUGCACCAGCGGCUGUCCCUGCGCCAGGCCGUGCUCGCCGUGCGGGAGCGGCGAUGGAUCUUCCCCAACCGCGGUUUCCUCCACCAGCUCCGCCAGCUGGACCAGAGACUGCGGGGUUCGAGCCAGAGCUGAAGGGCCCGACCCUGCCCUGCCACCUCACCACCCUGGCCCUGCUGCUGCUGCUGCUGCUGCUACAGGCUGUGGUCCAGGUGGACGCCCAGGUGCUGAGAGGCCAGCGGGGGGUGCCCCCUGCAGCCUGUGCCUCCAUCUGCUGCCCCUUGUACCCCACAGCCCCUCAUAGCCGCUGCCUUCAGUCCCCACAGAAACAGCAUCAAGCGUGCAGAGACCGGCGGCUGGCAGCCGGAGGCACAAGCUGUGCGCCGGAGACCUCGGCCCGGGCUGGACGCCCCCACAGGAUGGACUCGCUGCAGAAGCAGGACCUCCGGAGGCCCAAGAUCCACGGGCCCAGGCGGGCUUCCCCCUACCAGCCGCCCACGCUCGCCUCGCUGCAGCGUUUGCUGUGGGUCCGCAGGGCCACCACCUUGAACCACGUCAAUGAGGUCUGGCCCAACCUCUUCCUGGGAGAUGCGUACGCUGCCCGGGACAAGAGCCGCCUGAUGCAGAUGGGCAUCACCCACGUGGUGAAUGCUGCUGCAGGCAGGUACCAGGUGGACACGGGUGCCAAGUUCUACCAAGGGCUGCCCCUGGAGUACUACGGCAUCGAGGCAGAUGACAACCCCUACUUCGACAUCAGCAUCUACUUCCUGCCUGUGGCUCGAUACAUCCGGGUCGCCCUCAGCACUCCCCGAGGCCGCGUGCUGGUCCACUGUGCCAUGGGGGUUAGCCGCUCCGCCACGCUGGUCCUGGCUUUCCUCAUGAUCUGCGAGAACAUGACGCUGGUGGAGGCCAUCCAGACGGUGCAGGCCCACCGCGACAUCUGUCCCAACUCGGGCUUCCUGCGGCAGCUCCAGGUGCUGGACAACCGGCUGGGGCGGGAGACCGGGCGGCUGUGACCCGGAGCCCCGGCCUGCA
Fukomys damarensis (Damara mole-rat) is the source of this 1171-nucleotide messenger RNA. RefSeq names its product dual specificity protein phosphatase 13. Gene Ontology annotation, biological process: negative regulation of MAPK cascade; protein dephosphorylation. The record is from RefSeq and is a predicted model, not a curated record. The transcript is spliced from 7 exons. Lineage: Eukaryota; Metazoa; Chordata; Mammalia; Rodentia; Bathyergidae. The coding region runs from base 193 to 1152 and encodes 319 amino acids. Gene Ontology annotation, cellular component: cytoplasm. Gene Ontology annotation, molecular function: protein tyrosine/serine/threonine phosphatase activity; MAP kinase phosphatase activity.